Molecule: messenger RNA, 2067 nt
Organism: Closterium sp. Naga37s-1
Lineage: Eukaryota; Viridiplantae; Streptophyta; Zygnematophyceae; Desmidiales; Closteriaceae
Source: the annotation of a GenBank genome assembly
AUGUCUCGCAAGGGGACUCAAUGUGUGUCGUUUGGUCUUGCAUCCACUCAAAUAUCUUCCCGCCGCUCACAACCAGCCCGGAAUCACACUUCACCCACACCCUCCCCAUUCCCAAGCUUUCCGCUCCCCCCUCCCCUCCGUUUCCCCUUUCUCACCGCCUCAUUGUUUCAAUUUCCUCCAUUCCUCGUCGAUAACCCUCGGAGGCAUCCCCUCCCCCUCGCUCAGCUCCCCGGCUUCGCCCCCUCGCUCAGCCUCGCACCCCACCAUCCUCAUUCCCCAUCCCCUCUUCACCCCGCUCCCUCACCCCCCUUUCCAACCCCCUCCCCGCCCCCAUUUCCUCCAGUCGCCACCGAGACGCCUCCCCCCUGCUCGCCGCUUCUCACGGCGGUCAAGAUCGCCGUGUUCACCGAAGACGACUUCGCGCUUCGGCUGCAGUACUCCCCGCAAUCCACGGUCAUUCUCGAGCUCCAAUCCGACCUCGCCUUAACGCGCGGGCUGCUCUUCAACGCCUCCUACGCCUGCACCAUCCUUCGCUCCGCGCGCGCGCCGCCCAACGGCGCGACGCUCUCGCUCGCGAACACUGACGAGCCGCUUCUGCGCAUCUGGAACACGAGCAACGUGCUCGUGCACGGGAUCAGCUUCCAACAGCCGUACACGGCCGCGUCGGCUCCCUGCGCGAACAUUCCGAGCAUCGGCGCGGGGAUUAUCUGCCCGACGGUGUCGAUUUACGGCUGUCAUCACGUGCAGGUGGUGAAGGGGUCUCUGUUCGGGCGCAUCGACGUGUUCCGAAGCGUCAUGUCGCGCAUCGACAGCAUGAAGGUCACGGGCGUCUCGGAUUUCGAUCUGAAUAACGGCGUGAUUCGCGUGGCGUAUUGCGGCACACAUCCCGACUCCCUCCUAUUCUCCUAUUCGACACCACCAUCAUCCCCCCAACCCCACCCCUAUCACCCUCCCAACCCCCCUCUCAUCUUCUUGCUCUCAACCCAUUUCAUCCGCCUCCCCUCUUCGAGUCCUCAGUUCAACCCCGCUAAUAUAUCCUCUCUUUCCCGCAAACCCGUUUCCGGUGCUGCAGGUGUACACACGGGUAUCGUGAUCUACCGCGGGGCGGUGGGGGUAACCGUGCGAAACAAUUACGUGCACGACUACCUUUUCGCGGGGAUUCGCUGCGGCGCUGACGUCAGCCUACAGGGCGAUUGCAUGCUGUCGACGAUUUCGAACAACCUGAUUGUGGCGACGGCGCGAAACAUGAGCGGCGAUCAGGAUGCGGCGGGAAUUUAUUACUGUGUACAUUGGUUCAAUCCGGGAAAUGUAGCGGAGUGCAACUAUAUUUACAACGGAGACCACUGUUACUACUUGGAUUAUGUUUCGUCGGGAAUCACGGUGCGUGGCGGUGCGUGCAUUGGGACUUACGACGGCAUCAAAGUCAACAAUGGGAAAUGGAACUUUGUGGAGGAUGUGAUCAUGAAGAAUGUGACGGGCAUGACGGGGUGGUUCACGUGCCUCACGCCCACACUCAACAACUGUGCCAUCCGCCCGGGCACCUACUGGGAGUCCAUGCGCCGCAAAUACUACGACACGCCGCUCUGGAACAAUCUAUGGCCAUGGAUGAAGGACAUCUGUCUUGAUCAGACCAUCAGCGGCAACCCCUGCAACACUGCCAACACUCUCUCCGCCGCCCAAACGGGGUCAUGCAGCGGGCUGCCCUCCGACAAUUUCCUCGACCUCGUACUCAUUAACAACAAGCGCAAUACUUGGUUCAAGUACUGCGAAAAUCUCACUACUGUAGCCAAGUUCAACUACUACAAAAUUACAAACGUUACGGACGGCAACUCGCUCGGAUUUGCGAGCUUUGCGAACGAUGACCUGGCGGUGACUGCGAGCUCCCCAUUGGUCGUCGCGAAGCCGAAGUUUAAGAGCUGCUCGAGGGGGAAGGUGGGGCCGCGGAGAGUGUUGGACGUGUUCUACUACAGCAAUUACAACCAACCGGAGCCCGACACGUAUGCGCUGGUGCAGCGAAUGGGCACGAAGCACAUCCAAGACAACACGAGAUGGAAUAGUGGUCCUUGA